GGUUGCACGGGCUGUGAAUCCUGCCCACCCACUAAUGAGUGAACGAGGUUCUGCUGUGCUCACUGUUUCCUGACCGAGCUGUGCGGGAGAAUCAGGGCUCGGCUUUCGUCACCGAAUCUGUCCGUUCUUUCAUUUUUGCAGAAUGAGGUUUUCAGCAUCAUUUUUAUGCUUCCUAAUUGGUCUUCUAGGACUAGGAGGGACUCACAGUUUGCUGUUGACGGAAGAUCAGGGGGGGGAACUGGAGGAUAGAGACCUGAGCAAAGCUAUUUUGGAGAUGUUGCAUAUAAACAAACUGUCAGCGCCUCAGCAGGCAAAGCCACACCCCUACAUGAAGCACGUUUACCAGUCACUGGACGCACAGGCAAGAGACCUGAGUGGUGCUGAUGGGACUCUUGUGCAGAGCUUCCGGAGCAUCGAAGACUCAAAGUAUGGCACACCGGGUUGGAUCUGGUUCAACAUGUCCCAGCUGAGUCCCUUCAUGAGGGUUGCAGAGCUGGUCCUGCUGAGGAAGACUCUUCAUCACAAGCCGCUUAGUGUGACGGUCACAGUACACAGUCUUUCACCGGGACCAGAUAACCUGAGCAUUAGCGGCCCUCUUGCAGAGCACUUAUUGAGUCUGGACCGGCUGCCUCCAUCAGGAUAUGAUGUUUUCGACGUGACAGCUGCAAUAACCCAGCCAUUGCGCCACUCAGACAUCUUGGGCUUCCAGCUGCGCUUUGGGGAUGAGAGCGGCAGCUUGGUUCUCCAUGAAGCCCUGACGCAGAGCCUCUACUGCUUGAAUGGCAGCUCUCUCAGCCAGCCGCUCUUAGUGCUCUACAGGAGCACAUCGAUGGAGCACCAGCAGAGGGCGUCAGGAGCGAGUUCAGAGCACAGGCACAGGCCAAGCUGCAUGGCCAGCUCUGAAUAUGACAGACAGAGAAUACAGCUGAGGCACGGGAGACACGUAGCUGCAUGCAAGCUGUACGUACAUCAUGUCAACCUUCAUACGAGCAAGCUGAGUCAAUGGAUACUACAGCCGUCCAAUUUCAACAUAAGUAUUUGUAGAGGUAUCUGUUUGAAAGAAAUACCUGCGUCAUCCAUGUCUGUUCAGAGACAUCGAAAACAACAUGGAGAAAAUGAUUUACAAAGAUCAAACUGCACUCCACAAGGCCUUUCAUCUCUCAUCGUGAUGUACAGCAGCGACACAGCGGACAUUAUUAUAAAAGAGCUAAAGGAUAUCAGAGCAGAGAGAUGUGUGUGCCAGCCAACUGCUCGAUAAAAAGGACUGCAAAAAUCAAACAGUUUGUGAAGUAUUUGAGGAAAUGACAGUUGCAGGAAAAAGUAUGUGAACCCUGAAUUUCUGCAUUGCUUAUAAUAUUUGAUUUGAACAAGAAAGCGUGCUUAUCUGCUUAAAGGAAUAGUUCACAAAAAGAGGUUGGUGACGCUUUGCUCACGUUUAGGUCAUACAAGAUGUUGAUGAGUUUGUUUCUUCAUCAGAUUUGGAGAAAUGUAUCAUUGCAUCACUUGCUCACCAAAGGUGAUGAAUGGAUGUGAAUGGGUGCCGUCAGAAUGAGAAUCCAAACAGCUAAUGAAAACAUUGAUAAUCCACACCACUCCAGUCCACUAAUGCAUUGUGAAGCAAAAAGCUGUGUGUUUGUAAUAAACAAAUAUACGUCAUUAAGACGUUUUCAAUUUCAAAAUUGCUUCUGGCUAAAAUACAAAUCCUAUAUUCAUAAUAUUGCUUUCUUCAGUGAAAAGUCAUCUUGUCUGGAUUGUCUUGUGAGGAUUCUGAUGUGAGGACAACAGAGAUUGACUUGUUACUUAUGGAUUAUUGUGAUGUUUUUAUCAGCUGUUUGGACUCUCAUUCUGACGGCACCCAUUCACUGCAGAGCAUCCAUUGCUGAGCAAGUGAUGCUUUUAAAUUUCUCUAAAUCCAUUCUGAUGAGAAAACAAACAGCAAAUUUUCAUUUUUGUGUAAACUAUUUCUUUGCACACAAAGUAUUCAUAGCUUUCAUUUUCAUAGCUUUAUUUUAAUUAUUUUUUAUUUUAAUGGUAAAAACAUUUACAAUGAGACUGCAGCUGUUAUCUGCACAUAUUUGCUGUCAGUCAGGAGGUAAAUGCACAACAAUCAGAAGGUAUUCUGCAACAUUUCUCCUCACAAAAUUUUUAAUUAAGCAAUAUUCUUAGGAUGCCUGCAUGAAUCAUGUUGAAACGUCUGGGUUCACAUACUUUGUCCUGGAACUUCUUUUUUGGACAACUACUUGGAGAGACCAUUGCAGAUGUACUUUUGGCCACAGGAUGUCAUAAUAGAGCAAAAAAAAAGUAUCCGUCGUUACUAUCAAUGUUCAUGCAACAACAAUGUUCACCUAUGUUGAAGAAUUUCACAAUAUCUCUAUGACUGAAAUAAUAAGUGUAGCCUGUAUAUGGAUGUGACGUGAGGAAUAUAGAUUUUGAAUUUGAGACAAUGGUGCUAAUUUUACCAUUUGGACAAAAAACUUAGAGAAGUUUUCAAUAGUUCUUGGAAACCUCUGAUGAUGCCUUGGGGAUAUGAAACCGAAACAAUGUGUUCUGGCAUUUCCUUUCACAUUUUUCUGUCAACAAUUGCAGUGAUUCCAGAUUUAGACGCAACGUUCCAGUUUAAUUGUUAUACUUUACAAUGUAUGUAAAGUGUG
Onychostoma macrolepis is the source of this 2651-nucleotide messenger RNA. Its product is annotated as growth/differentiation factor 6-B. The coding region runs from base 143 to 1258 and encodes 371 amino acids. Gene Ontology annotation, cellular component: extracellular region. The record is from RefSeq and is a predicted model, not a curated record. NCBI's taxonomy places the organism in Eukaryota, Metazoa, Chordata, Actinopteri, Cypriniformes, Cyprinidae. The transcript has 4 exons. Gene Ontology annotation, molecular function: cytokine activity; growth factor activity. Gene Ontology annotation, biological process: BMP signaling pathway; SMAD protein signal transduction.